UUCAGAAAAGGCAUUAGUUAUUUCAUAUUAAGAAACCUAAGCUUUCUUUGCUGUUAUGCAUCUACAUUACACAUAUGCAAGAAUACAUGAUCUAAAAGUUGCUGUGUUUGAAAAUACAGGCAUGAGGUAUCAGCUGGGGUUUAGGUUCUCGUUUUGAAAGGUCACUACUUGAAUAUCUGAUUAUGCGCAAGAUUGUCCCUCUCAUAUGAAUCAUUCUUGUGUAUUUUCUUCCAGUCAUAGACCUAUGCUGAUUCUGAUAAUGGAUAAUGAUUUUUGUUUCACAGUUUAAGGUGAUCUGUUUUUUUUUUAAAUCAGUGAAAAAAACAAAUCCACACUUUCCUCCAUCUAGUGAAAUUAAGCCUAAUACAUUUUAUGUAAGAAUAUUACUUGCAAUAUUUGAUUUCAGUAUUUUUAGUGGAUUUUACAAGUAUAGAUUUAAUCCUCCAUCUUCUUAUCUUAUCCACACGCUAGAAAAUCCAGCAUUAAUUAAGUUUGGAAACACUUUCAAACAAUAUUUUCAGCCCAAAACAUCUAUCUAUGUGCUUCUCUUUGACUAAUCUUGGUUACUUAUUGGUCCCAUUUUGUGAUGCAAAGAGAGGUCAUGCUAGUAAAGUAUGCUUCCAGGAUGGUUGUGUAUGCUUGUUAUUUAACCUGACAAUGUUCAAUUUAGUUUUGUGGUACAGCGAUGUGUUUUUUCUUUAUAAUUUUACUGUGAGUUGCUGUGUGCAAUAUUCCACUUGUAAUGCAAAACUGAUUUUUGAAGGAAGAAUUAAAGACAGACUUGCAUUGUGGAGUAGUGUCUUAUGCAGUCUCAUGUACACACUAGUGAUAUUUGUUGUGCAGAUGGCUUAUGAAAAACGCAGUGAAAACAAUAUAUUCAUCAGUCAAAUAACAUUGCUGCCACUAAAGAGAGGUGAUUCACACAGACGCAGGGAAAGACCACCAAAACAGAUGCUUGGUCAUUCAUACCAGUAGUUUACAUUAUCGCCAUUACACUAAACCCAGAACAGACAAGUUAAACCUUGAUAUAAGAAGUGGCGGUGUCAGUUUUUGGAGUUUGCAGUGCUAUAACUGAUUGAAACUCUUGGUGUCACUGUGCACCAACAAAGGCAGGAGGAAGGCAUCGCUUCAUCCAUUCUUUUCCACCAUUGCAAAACGUUAUUGUGGCGUGGUGUGUCUUUCGGUUCAGGACAUUACAAAAGACCAGCCUUGUGCUAAUAUUCGUCUUCUUCAUGAAUAUAGGAGGAGCAUAAGCUUUGAUACAUUUGGAAUAACUGUCCAGAGAAGGAUGGAAAUCUGGCCGAUCAUGGGGAAUACAUUGUACGGAGGAUAUUUUAUGAACCGCUAUUGUGUCCUAUUCCUUUUCAUCAGCCUGCGUUUCGCACACGGAGAUGUGAGCUACUCUGUCGCAGAGGAGAUGAAACGCGGGUCUGUGAUUGGAAACAUAGCCAAAGAUCUCGGCCACGGGAUUUCCACUCUUUCCUCGCGUAAAGCUCGUAUUGAUACAGACGGGAAUGGCAAACGGUACUGUGAUAUUAAUCUGAGCACGGGAGAUUUGAUUGUUGCUGACAGGAUCGACAGGGAAAGCCUUUGUGGUAAGAAGGCGACUUGCGUUUUAAAAGAGGAGCUUGUUUUGGAAAACCCUUUAGAGCUGCAGCGUAUCAGUAUCCAUGUGAAAGACAUAAACGACAACGCCCCGGAAUUUAGUGAAGACUUGAUUUCAUUUGAAAUAAGAGAAUCAGCCGACAAAGGAGCGAAAUUCUUACUGACUGAAGCCCGUGAUGCGGAUAUCGGCACAAAUGCAGUGCAAAGCUACAAUUUACAAACUAAUGAGCAUUUCACUAUUAAUGUAGAUGCAGGGGUCAGCGGAAGAAAACACCCCGAAUUGGUUUUAGUAAAGGAAUUAGAUCGAGAGCAAGAGAAAGAACUGAAAUUAGUGCUAACAGCUCUAGAUGGCGGAUCUCCUCAGAAAUCUGGUACUGCAGUUAUUCAUGUCACUGUACUGGAUGCUAAUGAUAACGCCCCAGUGUUCAGUCAGGCCGUUUAUAAAGCCAGUCUGCCUGAAAACUCUCCUCCAGAUACUGUUGUGGUCACAGUGAGCGCAACUGAUGCAGACGCAGGACCCAGUGGUGAUAUUACCUAUAAUUUUGAUCAUGUGUCUGAUGACCAUGUCUCUUUGUUCUCACUUGAUCAUAAGACAGGAGAAAUAAAAGUAAUCGGCUCUAUUGAUUAUGAAACGGAGACUUCAAUUGAACUGCGAGUAAGAGCAAAAGACGGACCAGGUCUGACCUCGUAUUGCACAGUAAUUAUAGAUAUUACAGAUGUCAAUGACAACCCACCUGUUAUUAAUUUGAAAUCAAUCACUAACCCCAUACCUGAGAAUGUGUCACCUGGUACAGAGGUGGGAAUCAUUAAUGUGCAGGACAGAGACUCUGAGAAUAACCAGCAGGUCCGCUGCUACAUUCAGCAAAAUGUUCCUUUUAAAUUGGUUCCUUCUAUUAAAAACUAUUAUUCUCUGGUGAGCACAGGACAACUGGACCGUGAAGUGGUGUCUGAUUACAACAUUACAAUCAGUGCCACUGACGAGGGCUCUCCUCCUCUGUCCUCGUCUAAAAGUAUUCAGUUGUCUGUAGCUGACAUCAACGACAACCCACCUGUGUUUGAGGAACAGUCGUACAGCACAUAUGUGAGUGAGAACAACAAACCUGGUUCCACUUUAUGUUCCGUCAGUGCUCGAGACCCCGACUGGAGACAGAACGGUACCGUGAUUUAUUCUCUGUUAUCUGGUGAGGUGAACGGUGCCCCGGUGUCCUCGUAUGUGUCUGUGAACGGAGACACGGGUGUGAUCCACGCUGUGAGGUCGUUUGAUUAUGAACAGUUUCGGAGCUUCAAAGUGCAGGUGAUGGCGAGAGACAACGGUUCUCCUCCUCUGAGCAGCAACGUGACCGUGAGUGUGUUCAUCUCGGAUGUGAAUGACAACUCUCCUCAGAUUCUGUAUCCCGCCCCGGAGGGCAACUCGUUCAUGACCGAGCUGGUCCCCAAAGCUGCUCACGGAGGCUCUCUGGUGUCCAAAGUGAUCGCGGUGGACGCGGACUCCGGUCAGAACGCCUGGCUGUCGUAUCAUAUAGUGAAAUCCACUGAUCCGGGACUUUUCAGUAUUGGUGUCCACAGCGGAGAGAUCAGGACACAGCGGGACAUUUCUGAAUCUGACAGCAUGAAACAGAAUCUUAUUGUGUCAGUGAAAGACAACGGACAGCCCUCUCUGUCAGCCACCUGUUCCAUGCAUUUACUGAUUUCUGACAACUUGGCUGAGGUGCCAGAACUAAAAGAUAUUUCUUAUGAUGAGAAAAAUUCCAAGCUGACUUCAUACCUGAUUAUAGCGCUGGUGUCUGUAUCCACCUUCUUCUUGACCUUCAUUAUCAUCAUCCUGGGUGUGAGGUUUUGUCGCAGGAGAAAGCCCAGACUGUUGUUUGAUGGAGCAGUUGCCAUCCCCAGCGCUUAUCUCCCUCCUAAUUACGCAGAUGUUGACGGGACAGGAACUUUACGCAGCACUUACAAUUAUGAUGCCUACCUGACAACAGGUUCUCGGACCAGUGACUUCAAGUUUGUGACUUCUUACAAUGACAACACUCUGCCUGCAGACCAGACUCUGAGGAAAAGUCCAUCAGACUUUGUUGAUGCCUUUGGAGACUGUGAUGACUCUCCUGAGGUAAGAGCAUCAAACGUAAUUCAAUAUUUUAACAGCAACAAUAUUGCUCACCUUUCUAAUGUAUGAUUUUCUGUUUGAACUUUGGUCUUCUUCAGUUUCUAUAAGUGAGACAUGAUAUUUCCUACAAUGCGUUUACCUUCUUCAAUCAAUGUAGCAGACUGUCAGUGAUGCAGUCUCCUUUAAGUUUAAUUUUGUGCGCAUUGUAUAACUGCCUUGAGUUGCCUUUGGAUAGGUAUUUAUAGCUAUUCUUGAACACAUUGCGACAAAAUGCUUCUUGAUUUAAAAAAAAAAAAAAAAAAAAAACUUUACCCAUAAAUUUCUGCUGGUUGAUUUGAUUCUCACAAAAUCUUGCGUCCUCGCCGCCAUCUUUACAGUAAUGACAAAUCAGUCAAGUCUGCCGCCUUCAGCUGAAAGCUUUGAUUAGAAUUCAGCUUCAGCGGGGCGGUUUAAACGUGACUUCAUUUCAGUGCCGUUGUGUUUUAGCUUUUUAUGUCUAGCUCUGUCUUUUGCUGAUUAUCUGAAAUAACCCAAAGUUUGUUAUUGUCUGUUUUCGAGAGCCAUGUCAAUCAUAUUUCAUUCAUGUGGUUUAACUUAAUGCAUUUCAGGUUCAAAUUUGAGUAGCCUCGACGUGUAAGAACUUCUGGAUCAUCUCUCUGUAGUUUUCAUAGUAUCCCCAUAUAUACAGUGCCAAAUGAUGUGUCCACGUGUGUUCUGAAUAUGUUAAACCAUUUUCUGGUGUUUGGUGACUUGUUUUAGGCCAUCACUCUUUUCUAGUUUAAGCCGUAGAAUCUUGGAUAUGUACUGACUUGCUGAUAAGAUUUUAAUCGAACUGGGUAAAGUAACUCUGCUCUAUAAAGCGUAACUAGUGUUGUGUUCUGACGAUUUUCCAUGUGUUUCUCUUUACACGUUGAUGUAAAGUCAGAAAAAAAUAGCUUCUCGUUCCCCUUUAAAGCUUAUAUGGUUGUCAAGAUUACUGGGAAAAAAGUGUUGAU
Molecule: messenger RNA, 4701 nt
Organism: Amphiprion ocellaris (clown anemonefish)
Lineage: Eukaryota; Metazoa; Chordata; Actinopteri; Pomacentridae
Product: protocadherin beta-16-like
Exons: 1
Coding region: 1289-3775 (828 amino acids)
Biological process (GO): homophilic cell-cell adhesion
Cellular component (GO): plasma membrane
Molecular function (GO): calcium ion binding
Source: RefSeq, a predicted model, not a curated record